This is a messenger RNA of Petromyzon marinus (sea lamprey), 2120 nucleotides long. The record is from RefSeq and is a predicted model, not a curated record. NCBI's taxonomy places the organism in Eukaryota, Metazoa, Chordata, Hyperoartia, Petromyzontiformes, Petromyzontidae.
GAACUCACCCUCACCAAGAUGGCCGCCCUUUUACUCCGUUCUCUCCCCUCCCCACCGGCCCACGGCAUCAUCAGCCACGGCCAAAGCGCGGAUCUCGCCUCCUCCUCCUGCCGUGGUUGUGGUGAGAGAGAGAUUAUUAUUAUACGGUGAGUGGAAGAGAGAGAGAUUGUUACAUUAUUAUACGGUGUGGGAACGAGAGAAAGAGAGAGUGGGUUCGUGGUCGCGCUGUUUUGAGCGCCGCUCGUUAAAAGUUCCCAACUGAAUUCCGUAAUUCCCUCGCCCGCCAGUCGUUUCGUCCGUCCGUGCGUCCGUGCGGUGCGGUGCUGAGCGAGCCGAAGCCGGAGCCGGGGCGGUCGGUGAGGACGACGUCUCGGGGCCAGGCGAGCCGGGGCCGGGAGAGAGGGGCGGGCGGGCGGGCUAGUCAUGGCGUGCGUCGCGGUGGAGCUGCCGGAUCCCCGGGCUGACUUCGCAGCGUGGCUUGGCGCACACGGAGUCAAGGCGCCCUGCUUUGCCGAAGCCGUGGAGCGAGAGUUCGGCAUUGGGGACUAUGAUGACCUCAUGGCAUGUGCCGAGGACGAGCAGGUCAUGCUGGAGCUGUUUGCGAUGGCUCGGUGCCGGCUGCCCUUCGCACUCUAUGCUGCACUGCGCCGCGUCAUCAAGGCAUGCGUGCCCGCUCUCCCGCAAGCCCGCGCCGAGCAAGAGGCCGGCGUGGGCCUGAGGGGGCUGCUUGCCAUCAUCGUGGCCACGCUCAGCAGCCUGAGCCAGGAGCUGCUGCAGUCGGCACACAAGUUCAGUGCCCUCGACCCCACGCUAGGCCAACAGUGGAGCACUGGCGACGGAUAUAAUGGAGACGCGGCCAGCCCAGAUAGUGAUGGGGGUGUGAGGCUGGACGGGUUUGUGUCGCCCAUGCCUUACGAGGACAACGCCGUGAGAAUCAAGACUGAGGACUGCAAAGAUGAAGCUGUGGAGGAGGAGGUGGUGGAGGAGGAGGAACUGCAUGGGGAAGGGACAUUUGCACCCGUGUGGGACCCAGCAGAAUUUGGCGCCGCCAUCAAUGAUGACUACACAGUACGCGGGGAUGAGGGCGUGGACAGGAUGUGCAUCACCAAGGAGGAUGGCCACGGCAGUGCUGACGAUGCUGAAAGAGAUGAAGCCUUGCUACUGAGGCCUCCCCCGCCCCUCUCAAGGUCUCCACUACCCAUGACUACACUGCCUGGGCCGUCGUCCUCUCUGCCACCGCUUCCACAGCCGCCCCUGACGCGGCCACCCCUGUCAGGCCAGGAGGCCAUGCAUCAGCAGUACAUGUACGUGAUCCAGCUCAUGAAGAGCUCAGCUGCGGGAGGCGGACUGGACAGUGGCGGUGGUAGUGGUAGCGGAAGCAGUGCGGGCAGCAUUCGGCCGUUCGCUCCGUCGGUCAAGGAGGCCUUCGCCAGCCGGUGGUCAGCUCCCGAUGGCGGAGCAGCAGCAGGCGGAGGAGGAGAGGAGAGAGAGGUGACGAGAGGGGGUGGCCAGCUCCCGCCAGAGAGGCUGGCGUCACCACUGUUGCUGCCGCCGCCGCUCGGAGCGCCGGGCGUUGUGAUCCGCAAGCCCUUCGUGUGCCAGCUGUGCGGCGAGGGCUUCACGCACUCGAGUGGGCUGUCGCGCCACAAGCGCAUCCACACCGAGAAGCUUUACAAGUGCCACGAGUGUGGAAAGGAGUUCCUGCUGGCAUACACGCUCAAGAGGCAUCGGCGCGUGCACAUGUGACAGUGGUAGAUGGGGGGGAUGGGAUGGGGUGGCAUUGGGUUAGAUGUGAAAAGCCUUGAUAAUGAUGGACUGUGUUUUCAUUUUGCUGUAGGCAUAGGAGGGGAUGUGAGAGGAGAAACGAAAGUUGAGUGAAAGGAUCUUACUGCACAAAGGAGUAGUAGGUGCUGCUUAGUUCCACUGGUGAUAUCUAUACAGUGGUCAAAAUUCUACAUUCCUAUGGAUGGUGCAUUUUGCUCGAUAGAAUGACCGCUAAAGAAUUAAAGCUUUCGUGACUGCAUAAAUUACUCAUUGGUUUUUUCGGUAAAGUCACGUAUGUAGGAAUACCAUAACAUUAUAUUUUUUCCUUAGGUGUGUUGAAUUCUCGUCUCUCAUCU